AUGGCAGAAUUGACAAGUACUCUCGGUACAAUCAUACCUACAGCCCUUUCAGAUAUUUUUCAUGGAUUUGUUAAAUCAAAAGUAUUGUUCACCGCCUGUGAAUUAGGUAUAUUUGACGUACUGUGCGAUAAGCAUUCGGCAGAACAUGUGGCAGAAAAUGUUAAACCAAGCUGCAAAACUGGCUCAACUCGUCGUCUUCUUGACACACUUGUAGCUAUGCAAUUACUUGUCAAAGAAAUGGACAGCGACCCGCCUGUCUACUCCAAUAGCCAAACUGCAGAGGCAUUUCUUACUAGGAAAAGUCCCAAGUCUCUCAUAAGCUACUUUGAAUUCCUCCACGCCACCGAUUACAAGCUAUUUGACAACCUGAAGCAUGCGGUUGUCGAGGAGGAGCCACAAUGGCAACGAGCCUUCGAUCAGCCGGCUUCAGAAAUUUACAAAAUAGUGCAUUCCAAUAAAGAAGAGCUGGUGCGUAUCUACUCGAGAUUUGAUUGA
Messenger RNA from Nematostella vectensis (starlet sea anemone), 495 nucleotides. RefSeq names its product acetylserotonin O-methyltransferase-like. The transcript has a single exon. Lineage: Eukaryota; Metazoa; Cnidaria; Anthozoa; Actiniaria; Edwardsiidae. The record is from RefSeq and is a predicted model, not a curated record. The coding region runs from base 1 to 495 and encodes 164 amino acids. Gene Ontology annotation, molecular function: methyltransferase activity.